Messenger RNA from Heterostelium album PN500, 2298 nucleotides. Its product is annotated as ATP-binding protein. The record is from RefSeq and is a predicted model, not a curated record. The transcript is spliced from 5 exons. The coding region runs from base 1 to 2298 and encodes 765 amino acids. Lineage: Eukaryota; Evosea; Eumycetozoa; Acytosteliales; Acytosteliaceae.
AUGUCGCAACAACACCCACCGUUCACUUGUUGGGUAGAGUUUAGUAACAAGAAAGACGAACUCACCUUCGAGAACACCGCCAACUAUAAUCGUCUCAUCCAUGUCAUCAGAGGUUCCAAACAACUCGCUGUAGGUGACGGUUCUAUAGAUUUGUUCUCUGAUGCAGCCAAGACCAUUCAACUUGAUGUUGAGACUCCAGUCGAUAGGAAUCUUCAGCGAAUCUAUGUCGCCACCACUCAACCACAGCAAGGCAUACCACCAACAUUGUCAAACAUCAGUGAACAUUUACAAAAGACAUAUGGGGAUCCAAAGUCCACGGACAAGUUCACCUAUAACUUUACUCAAUUUAUAGGCCGACAAAAUAAUAUUAAUCAAAUCGUAUAUGCAGUUUGUAUGCGAUUUAAGACCAUGAAAUCAAACAUAAAGAGUGACCAAAGCAUGGUGGUGAUUGCUGGUCCCCCUGGAAUUGGAAAGAGUCGUAUCCUACAAGAAGUCCCUCGGCACUUGAUAUCAGCUGCUGAACUACCGAAACAUCAGAUCACGGUUGCUAUCUCCUUCAGCAAUGGUACACCUUUAGAGUCUACAGAGAUGUCUGCUGGAGUCGCCAUAUCCACACGAAUGCUGUACAGUUACUUUAUUGGAGGACUCGGUGUCAGCUUCAAACACUUUAUUAGCCAACUCGAAACCAAGUUCGUGUUGAGAGAUCUCACUCCAUCUUUGGCAUUGUCUAUCAUUGUCGAGCACUACAGAUUAACAAUCUCACCGGACAUUGACAUUGUCAAUGACAAGGAACAAUUGGCAAACUGGCAAAAACAACAACAGAUAAUGGUCUUGAUAGCUUUGGACGAAUUUCAGAAAGCACUCAUUGAAUCAGAUGAUCAUCAUAUCAGGAGGUCAUACCUCAAGAACGUUAUACUGGAAUUGUUGUCAUUAAGCAAGCAAGACACAACAACAACUGGGAUCUCAACACCAUCUGCUCUGUUGGAGAAAGGUACUUUUGUCUAUAUCAUGACGGCUGGUACCAUUCUUGAACCCAUUGACCAUAUCAUCAGCAAGGAUUUUGGAUUACCAUACACAUUCAUCUCGCUUCCUCUCUUGACAAGGGAGGAAUCUCGUAUCAUUCUCUUUGACUUCCUCUCAAAGUCCUCUAUGGGCAACACUAAUUCUGGCAGAAUUCCAAUACCUCCAUCAUUCCUCACAACACUGGAUACAACUGGGGGUUGGCCAAGACCCAUUGAGCUGUUCUUGAGAACUCUUGUUACCAAUCCUGCAGACAUUGACAAGCCAAAUACUCGACAUGAGAUCAAUUGGACAACAAUGGACGCCCCAGUUCGAAAGCUGUUCGAAGCUACUGUCACAGAGUUCGAUCGCACAUAUCCAAAGCUAACCUAUAAACCCUAUUUCGAUAUUAUAUUGUCACAUGCAAUCACUGAACAUCCAAUAUUAGCUCAAAGUCCGCUUGAUGAUGCGCCUUCAUACAUGAACUUGCAAAGCGAUGGACUCCUACUCCUCGAAGGCAACACAGUGCGGCUACCUUUCAUCUUCAUCCAUGUCUACGCCAUUCGCACCAACUUUAAAAGUCUCGUUCAGCUUACAAACUUCAUCAUUGAUAUGCGCCACGACGAGGAGUGGGAGACGUUUGUUGCCUUGUAUGACUUCGUUAGAGGUGUUUGCUUUGGAUAUAUUGGGGUAGUUCCAACCAUCGAUCAAUACUACCCCAAUGCCUACCUCUCCAACAGGACUUUAAAGGGAUGUCGUAUGAAAUGCAUCAAUUCUGGAGCACAUAUCUUUGCUCCUAAGAGGUAUCCAGAGAGUUGCGAAGAGUGGGAAAAGAAUAUCAUCAAGGAUCAAUUGGAAGAAGGAUAUUCUCUGUCUAAUUCAAAAGGAGCCUUGGUUGACUUUGUUCUUCGCAGAAAGAUCUGGAUCAACAACAAUUGGACUUGGAUAUGGAUACUGGGAGACGCCAAGUUUACAAGUGACGACAAAAUCUUGGAUUUCAAUUCAGUGGUCAAGCCAGUCUUGAAGAAAUGCGAAGAAGCCCAUAAGAACUUGGUCCCUAAGAGUUCUGAGGGCCCCAAUCAACCAAGUUCUGAUGUGCCUUUUGGUUACAUUGUCUUCAUCCCAACAAACAAAAGACUAAGCGAUAGUAUCACUGCAAUCAAGGAUUAUGACAAUGUCAUAAUCGUGUCCAAGGAAUACUUCAACUAUUUCUCUAAACCAUUCAGCUAUUUCACUAAAUAUGAUAACCUUUCAAUUUAUGAUGUACAUAGACAUCAUAAAGACCAAUUUGUAAAUUAA